Messenger RNA from Aspergillus novofumigatus IBT 16806, 504 nucleotides. Its product is annotated as UPF0041-domain-containing protein. The record is from RefSeq and is a predicted model, not a curated record. Gene Ontology annotation, biological process: pyruvate import into mitochondria. The transcript has 2 exons. Lineage: Eukaryota; Fungi; Ascomycota; Eurotiomycetes; Eurotiales; Aspergillaceae. Gene Ontology annotation, cellular component: mitochondrial inner membrane. Bases 1 to 504 code for a protein of 167 amino acids.
AUGACGGAAGAUUUGGUCUUGUCUGGAGUGAUUAAGUCCUGUGUUGCAUGCGUGAAGCUCUACGGCCAGAUGGGCGAGAUUGAAUCAGUUUCUAUGAGAACCAAUGGUGGUUUCUCGUUGGCCUGUAGUUGCGUACUGAGGCAUGAGACCUUCAUCGAGACAUGGCGCGAGAGGAACUUUGGUGUAUGCAGUGGGCUGACCUACUUCGUAGAUUUCUGGGGCCCGGUAUCAAACUUCGGAAUUCCGGUAGCGGCUAUCAUGGAUACGCAAAAGAGUCCCGAAAUGAUCUCGGGUAAGAUGACGGGUGCCCUCUGCAUCUACGCGGCCACUUUCAUGCGAUACUCCCUCGCUAUAACACCCAAGAAUUACCUCCUCUUCCUGUGCCACUCCGUCAACGCAGGUGCUCAGCUCACACAGGGCUACCGCUAUCUACAAUAUCACUACCGGGGUGUGAAGGAGAAGACGGGUGGUACAAAUGCAGUUGAUGCGGCGAAAAGAAGAUAG